This is a messenger RNA of Austrofundulus limnaeus, 1003 nucleotides long. RefSeq names its product translocating chain-associated membrane protein 2. NCBI's taxonomy places the organism in Eukaryota, Metazoa, Chordata, Actinopteri, Cyprinodontiformes, Rivulidae. Gene Ontology annotation, cellular component: endoplasmic reticulum membrane. The record is from RefSeq and is a predicted model, not a curated record. Gene Ontology annotation, biological process: protein insertion into ER membrane; SRP-dependent cotranslational protein targeting to membrane, translocation.
UUUGAGUCGUGUGGGUGUGGUGCUCCUCUUCCUCCAGUAUGUGUCAGAACUGGGCUUCCACAUCGCCAGACUCCUGUAUUUCACAGAUGAGAGCCAUCAGAAAAUGUUCGAUGUCUGGGCGGCGAGCUUCGUGUUCACGCGCAUGGCCACGCUCACCCUGAUGUUCCUCGCCGUGGGCUUCGGUUUGGCUCGUGCCGAGAACCAGAGGCUGGACUUGGAGAUGGGCAACUUCAACACGGUUCUGAUCCGGAUGACKGUGUUACUCCUGGUGUGCUUGACUCAGUCUUGGCUUCUGUGGAAGUUCAUCCGCUUCCAGCUGAGGCGCUGGAGGGAGUUCAGACACGAACAGGCCGUCCGCAAGAAGGCCAACGCAAAGCAAGCCCUGCGGCCACUAAAGAGAGACUCACUUGGUCACUAUGAAAACGGCCUCCUUAAAGCUGAGAAUGGAGUCUCUGCUCGAACAAAGAAGCUGAAAUCCCCCUAAGACGACGCUAACGGACCUCCGCUGUGGCUUUAGCCUCGGUAUCGGUGAAGCCGGCGACCGCUGGCCGCCGAGCUUUAACCUGGAACGUCCCGUUACGUCACCGGGACUCUGUCGCUACGGACUUGAGCUUGAAUGCUGGAAAUCUAAGGAAAUACUCUGAGCCCAACGAACAUUUACUCCUCUCACUGUAUCAGUAUUUUUUACUUUUGUUUUUUUGUACAUCCACGUAGCCUGCAAGUGCAUCAUUAGGGCGCAUGUUUGCAUGCAGAGAAAUGAAAAGCAAGCACAGUGUGUUUACGUAUUUGUCCAUGUUGAAUGUUCAUAUUCUCGAACAGACCGCCGGGCCGGACGGGGUAUAACAAACUUAGUAGCAAGAGUUAUACGUUUCCCUGGUCACAUAACAGAUUUGCAUCAAAUAUGUUGGAUAUUACCGCAUGCCAUUCCAUGUCAGUUUAUUUUUUUUUCCUUUUGUUAAUGACUUUAUUAAAUAAUACAACUUUCCGAAAAGUUGUGGAAUUA